UGAUCGUCUCUUUCUCUCUUCCUCGACUAUAAAACCCUCAAAACUCAAAACCCUGCAACUCCCUUUCUUCAGUAUACAACAGCAGCCGUAUUCGAUCUAGUGUUCUUGAUUCUUUUGAAUACAGUCUUGGUCAUCUAAUCCUGCGGUUGUUGUUGUUGUUGUUGCUCCGCAGCUUUUAUUCACCAUGCCUCCUCGUUCAUCAUCAAAGAAAAAGACGGUCCCAGCUAACGCCGGAUCGACUGACGAUCAUUCCUCUGCCUCAAGUAAAGCUAAAACGAAAAAGGAUCAGAUUGAUCAACUUUUUGAUUCAUAUGCAAAUAGUUCAAUACAAAUGAUUGAUCCAGAAGGAAUUGAGGCACUCUGUUCAGAUCUGGGAGUGGACUACACUGAUGUCAGGAUAUUGAUGUUUGCGUGGAAAUUAAAAGCUGAAAAGCAAGGGUAUUUUACCCUGGAUGAGUGGCGGACAGGUCUGAAAGCUUUGGGUGUAAAUACUCUUAGCGAGCUUAAAAAGGCACUUCCGGAACUGGAGAGCGAGGUGAGGACACCACCAAAUUUUGCUGAUUUCUAUUCUUUUGCAUUUCGAUACUGUCUAACAGAGGAGAAACAAAAGACUGUUGACAUUGAGAGCAUUUGUGAGUUGUUGAAUCUUGUUCUGGGGUCCCAAUUUCAACCUCAAGUUGAUCUACUAAUUCAGUAUCUAAAGUUCCAGAGUGACUACAAAGUGAUAACCCUAGAUCAAUGGAUGAAUUUUCUUCGUUUCUGCAAUGAGAUAAGCUUUCCAGAUCUUGGAAAUUACGACUCAACGGCAGCUUGGCCCUUGAUCCUUGAUUAUUUUGUUGAAUGGGUGAAACAAAAAGCAUAGCUAACGAUGGCAUCGAUUCUGCGAGAGUGGGACUCUUUUUUUCCUUUUUUCCUUUUUUUCUUUUGUUAAACAUAGCCAUUGCCUAGAUUUCUUCAAUCAUGAUGCCAUCUUGUCUAGUAUAAAGGCUAGUCAUGAAUAGUUCAUUAUACCUUAAUGCAAUUAUGUGGGACUUUUAUUUUCUUUUGUUACAUUUUUAAUGAACAGUAAUCUUUAUG
This is a messenger RNA of Rubroshorea leprosula, 1077 nucleotides long. The record is from the annotation of a GenBank genome assembly. Lineage: Eukaryota; Viridiplantae; Streptophyta; Magnoliopsida; Malvales; Dipterocarpaceae.